Messenger RNA from Callithrix jacchus (white-tufted-ear marmoset), 1680 nucleotides. Its product is annotated as histone H1.8-like. The record is from RefSeq and is a predicted model, not a curated record. NCBI's taxonomy places the organism in Eukaryota, Metazoa, Chordata, Mammalia, Primates, Cebidae.
GUCCCACCAUGGUGGAACUCCUGGGUGCCAGUCAGAGCCUGGACUUGCGUCAUGGCAGGGCCAGGCGGCUGGGCAAGGGAAGAGCCAGGGGGCGUCUGGUGUUUGAUGCGUUAGUUACCAACCACGAGAGGACAAUCAAGCCCAGGAAGACGGCCUCCCCGAAGGCCCCCAGGAGAGCAGGCGUGGCCAAGGGGAAGGUCCCCAAGAAACCAGAUGAGGCCAAGGAGGAGCCUCCCAAGGCAGGCAAGGGGAAAAAGGGAGCCAAGAGUCCAGCGGAGGUGCAGAAGCCUCCCCUCAAGCCAGGCACAGACACAGAAAAAGCUUGCAAAGAAAGCAGCAAGGCCAAGGACACCGAGGCACAGCCAGGUCCAAGCCUCCGUAUCUUCCCAGUGGGACGCCGCCACCCCCCCACGCUGCAAAUGGUGCUGGAGGCGAUGCAGGCAGGGGAACAGCGCCGCCAGGGCACAUCGGUGGUAGCCAUCAAGCACUACAUCCUGCGAAAGUACCCCGCAGCAGAUGGCCCUUGCUUCAAGUACCUGCUGAAGAAGGCGCUGGCCACUGGCAUGUGCCGUGGCCUCCUCGCCAGGCCUCUCAACUCCAGAGCCAGGGGGGCCACUGGCAGCUUCAAAUUAGUUACCAACCACGAGAGGACAAUCAAGCCCAGGAAGACGGCCUCCCCGAAGGCCCCCAGGAGAGCAGGCGUGGCCAAGGGGAAGGUCCCCAAGAAACCAGAUGAGGCCAAGGAGGAGCCUCCCAAGGCAGGCAAGGGGAAAAAGGGAGCCAAGAGUCCAGCGGAGGUGCAGAAGCCUCCCCUCAAGCCAGGCACAGACACAGAAAAAGCUUGCAAAGAAAGCAGCAAGGCCAAGGACACCGAGGCACAGCCAGGAGGUGCUGAGGCCAGCAGGAAAACCAAAGCUGGGAGUAAGAGUUUAAGACCCACGGUCAGCAAGGUCAAGAGUGGUACUGCUUCCCUAACCGAAAAGAAGUCAGUGGCCCGGGCCAAGGCCCAGUCCCAGGCCCCUGCCCCCACUGGGGCUGGGCAGGGGCCGAAUGCCAAGGGUGCUUCUGCUAAGGCCGGUGGGUCCAAGGAGGUACCUGCACAUCUGUCCAGGAAGACAGAGGCCCCUAAGGGCUCGAGAACGGCUGGGCUGCCCAUCGACAUCAAGUUCCCAUCAUCCAAAGUGUCCAGCCAGAGGGCUGAAGCUUGGGGCCGGAGGCAGGGGUGGAGAGAUACUUAGCCUCUGUCCUCGUUUUUAUUCUUGAACAAACUAUUGCUCUAUUUAUUUAAUUCUAACCUAUUUAUCAAUAAAGACUUGUUUAUUUUCCCCUGCAAUUGUGUGGGUAGGGGCUGAGGUUCAAGGACUUGGCCAUUCGGUCCUCCACGAGCAUCCCCUGAGCACCUGCUGUUUACCUGGCUAAUGCUGGGGCUCAGAUAGGAGGUCCUGCCUCGGGGAGACUGUGUGCUGUAUGGAGCUGCGGCACAGACAUCAGAUAUUGAGAUGCAAAGGAGCUGGUGGGGAUUAACCCGGCCCUGAGAUCAGGCUUCCAGGAGGAGGUGGCUUUUGAUCCUAAAGGAUGGGUAGCCUUUGCCAGGUGGAUGGGGCCGAGGGUGUCGUGUGAGGGGUGGGGUGAAAGGAGGGGGAUCUGUUUAGAAAGAACCCUCUGGCUGUGGAAAGGAAA